UGGAGCGGAGGUUAUCAAUGUGUCUCUGGACACUGAAUUCAGUCAGGGGGUUGCAGAGACAGAAGAGACAGCAGGGGAAUCAGCAGUAGUGGAGACAGGGGUGGAGGAUAACACUAUGCAGGUUGUGUCAUCAGAAGAAAAAGGAGCAGCUGAAACAGGAACUCAAGAUGCAGAGGAAACUCCAGCUAUUGUGGGCGUGGCAGUGGACGGAGACGCAGAACAGGAGGGUUUGGAAGAGUCUGACUCUCACCUGGCUGUGGCUGUUGUGGAGCAGGUAGCAGAUGUAUUGGUAAAGGAAGAAACACUAGAGGGAGAAACUCAGGUAGAAAGUGAUGCGUCAGUUCUGCCGUCUGAUAAUCAAGAGACAGAGACCACGGAAAUUGUAGUGGGGGAAACAUUAGAGGUGGAGGAGGAAGAGGUAGUGGAGGACACAGAAGGACCAGAAGUAAAGGACCAACAAGGCCAGUUGGUGGUUGAGGGAGGAGCUGCCGGAGAGGUAGGGACAGAAGGUGCAGAUGUGGGGGAGGCGGCAGGAGGAGAAAGAGAUGGAGAGAGAGAAAUAAAAGAGGAAUCUGUGGCGUUGGUGGAGGAGGGGGGUGACCAACACGCGGGAGGAGAGGAGCAGUUCACACUGGAGACGUCACAUGGCGGCGAAACAGACGAUCAAGAAAUGCUGGUGAUCCCUGCCCCAGAGCCUGAAGACCAUGCUGAAGCCUCCGUGGAGCGGAGCACCGAGAACCAGGCUCCCACCCUGAGCCCAUCCCUUGGCGGGGAGGAGUCGGUGGAAAAUACCCCCGGUGAUGAGAAAUCCAACCAUGGCAAUGAGAUCAUCACCCCCACCGAUGACAUUUUGCCACACAACCCUGAUGUCUCCCACCCGACGCUGGAUAAUACACUGAAGGAUGUUCUGGCUGAACCCCCUCAGGCAGAAGUGGAGGAACCAGGGGAGACCAAUGAGCUAGUGGAAGAUUCAACUAUAACCACAGAGAGGAGUGAACUUGGCCUGGAGGCGUGGAAGAUUGGGGCCAUUUCUGCUGCAGUCUUCCUGGUUCUGGAGACCGCAGUCAUCAUUAUCUACAUCCUCAAAUGUCGUAACAAAAACAACACCCCAGCUACUCAGCGGGCAUGUGAGGAAGGGUGCGUUGAACCAGAGGCAGCUACAGGAGGGGACUGCAGUGACGACACACUGCCAGCAGGCAACGGGGGCACUCAACAGAUAGCAGCACUUGACCCGUCUGAUGUGGCUUCAACCCUGGCCCAAAACAAACAGCCGCACACAGAGGAGCAGGCGGUAGCCAUGUUGGACAUCCCGCCCGGCUCCAGAGAGGAGUCCGCCAACACUGGACCGGGACUGGACUCCUCACAAGACCUCAGGACUUCCAUCCUCUAGGGGUCUAACCAUUUGUCUGUUCCUUCUGUGUCUAAAUAAAAACCCAAAAAGCCACUCUCCUCCCCUGUACCCCAUCCCUGUUUACCCAGUGAAUCACCCUAAACCAACACAGACGGCCUUAGAUUCCAACUGUAACAACUGUAUAUGUAACACGUUUGUAUCUGGUGCGGAUGUCUGCUUGUGUGAGUGUAUGUGUAAAUUGAAAAUACGUAACACAUUGAAUGUGUGAAUGUGAAAGGAAGUUUGUGCAAUAACAGCUGAGAACGGGCUUGUGAAUAAGUGGAUGUGCGUGCUUUAAAUACUCUGCAUGUAUGUGAGUGUAAAUGUAAUAAAAUCUGGUUUGAGUCUAGUUUGAUGUCAGUAGGCUACAAUGACUUUGUUAAGAAAUGUUGUACAAAUCUGUUAAAAUCUGUGAACUGGGCAGCAGGCAUGAACCAUUUGACCCAAUUUAUCAGUAAUUCAGUUCCAUUUAUUCAGAGAGCUUUGGCAGAACCGUACUGUGCCAUUAUGUCAUGAUUAAACUGAAGUUUAAAACUUGAUUAGAUUUUUAUUCUGUGUAACCCCUGACCUUUGAAUCAUCAUUUGUAAUUUGAGUACCAUUAUUAAAAUGAUGAACGUGU
Molecule: messenger RNA, 2010 nt
Organism: Paralichthys olivaceus (Japanese flounder)
Lineage: Eukaryota; Metazoa; Chordata; Actinopteri; Pleuronectiformes; Paralichthyidae
Product: retinitis pigmentosa 1-like 1 protein
Source: RefSeq, a predicted model, not a curated record